Messenger RNA from Parnassius apollo (apollo), 1485 nucleotides. NCBI's taxonomy places the organism in Eukaryota, Metazoa, Arthropoda, Insecta, Lepidoptera, Papilionidae. The record is from the annotation of a GenBank genome assembly.
AUGCCAGAGUGUACUGAAACGUUGCCCUUCUCUAUACCUAUCAUAAGGUAUACCAUGGAUACUGAGGACCGAUUAACGAGCGAAAGGCAGCAGCCCAUGACAAAAAAGAUGUCCCUAUUGCCACCUGUGAAGAUCGAGACGCCCGAUAGUGGUAGACGGCUCUCUGAACCGACCAGACAUUACAUUCCUCCGCAGUGCAAUAACAGACUGUCUCCAAGAAGUGCAAGAAAACGUGAUUCGAGAAGGAGCUCUAAAUCAGACAUCAAAGCUGAUUUACCCGUUAAAGAGACAUUCGGUCCGAAACCAUGUAAUUGUGAAGAUUGUAGGGCAUCAAGUCCAUUACCGCCUGGGUAUGGACCACCGACUAUGUCACCCGGGUACGAUCAAAUGAAGAAUUCGCUGUCGGAAUUCCCGUGGAAUGAGGACUUCACCGAGGCUUCUAGUGAUGAUCUCAGCUCGGAAUGGGAUUCAGACGUACAAGAGCCGGUAUCGCCACCCCCAAAGCAGUCAGAACGAUGGCGCAAGCUUCGUAACAUCGUGCAGUGGACUCCGUUCUUCCAAACCUACAAAAAGCAGCGGUAUCCGUGGAUUCAGCUUGCUGGGCACCAGGGAAAUUUUAAGGCUGGACCAGACCAAGGAACGAUAUUGAAGAAGCUCUGUCCACAAGAGGAGAGGUGUUUUCAGUUACUGAUGAAAGACAUCCUUCGGCCGUUCGUCCCUGAAUACAAGGGUCAAGUGACAUGUGAGGAUGGAGAAUUAUAUCUGCAACUUCAAGAUCUACUAAGUGAUUUUGACUCCCCGUGUGUGAUGGAUUGCAAGAUUGGAGUCAGGACAUAUUUGGAGGAGGAAUUAGCAAAAGCGAAAGAGAAAACUAAAUUGAGAAAAGACAUGUAUGAAAAAAUGAUUCAAGUAGAUCCUAAAGCACCGACAGAAGAAGAACACAGAAGCAAAGGUGUUACUAAGCCAAGAUAUAUGAUAUGGAGGGAGACCAUCAGCUCGACGUCUACACUAGGCUUUAGAAUAGACGGAGUGAAAAAAGCUGAUGGGACUAGUUCAAAAGACUUUAAGACAACAAAGACUAUUGAACAAAUACUUGAAGCGUUUCAAGAUUUUACUAGUAGUUUUCCAAAUACAGUGCCUAGGUACCUGGAAAGGCUGAAAAACAUUCGAGCGACAUUAAUAGAAUCACACUUCUUCAGAACGCAUGAACUAAUUGGUAGUUCAUUGCUUUUUGUUCACGAUAAAAGGAAAGCCUCUAUUUGGAUGAUUGACUUCGCAAAAACUGUCCCUGUGCCUGAAAACGUAACCAUUGAUCACAACUCCGCGUGGAAAGUUGGCAAUCAUGAAGACGGCUACCUCAUCGGUAUCGACAACCUCAUUUCUAUUUUCGAAUCUCUCACUAAGGAUGAUAAUGGAAACAUUGAUCAGUGCUAUUCAAACUUAAGUCUGGAUAAAAGCGUCAGGAGGGACAGUUUAGCUACUUGA